Gastrolobium bilobum is the source of this 1673-nucleotide messenger RNA. RefSeq names its product serine/threonine-protein kinase STY46-like. Gene Ontology annotation, biological process: protein phosphorylation. The transcript is spliced from 15 exons. Gene Ontology annotation, molecular function: ATP binding; protein kinase activity. Bases 1 to 1626 code for a protein of 541 amino acids. The record is from RefSeq and is a predicted model, not a curated record. NCBI's taxonomy places the organism in Eukaryota, Viridiplantae, Streptophyta, Magnoliopsida, Fabales, Fabaceae.
AUGGGAGAUACACAAAGUUGCAAUCGUAGAGCUUUUAAUUCUGGAUUGAAUCAUGGUCGAAUGCAGACUUUGAAAGUUGGAGUUUACAACGAGAUUCUUAGUCGGCUUAGGGAAUUGAAUGCUCCAGAGGUUACUGUUCCUGAUUUUGAAGAUGAACUUUGGGUGCACUUCUAUCUCCUUCCCACUAGGUAUGCAUUGGAUAUGAAUGUGGAGAGGGCCCAAGAUGUUCUUAUGCAUAAAAGGUUACAGCAUAUGGCACGAGCUAUUGCUCCUAGACCUGCAGUUGAAGUCCGUCUUGUGCAGGUUCAUUCUGCUUCUGGAGUGCAUUGUAGCAAAUCCCUUGAUUCAAACUUACCAAGAGAAACCAGUCCUCAAGAUUCUGAUAUUCCCGGCAACAUGAGGCAUGAUUCUGUGAAAAUUUACUUGCCCUUGUCCUUUUCCUCUUUACACUACUGCAGGGCUGUGCAUGAAAUCACAAUUUCAACAAACGAUAAGCCAAAACUUUUCAGUCAGUUGACUUCCUUAUUGUCUGAAACUGGGCUGAACAUUCAAGAAGCACAUGCUUUUUCAACGUUGGAUGGAUAUUCAUUGGAUGUUUUUGUUGUUGAUGGUUGGGCUGUCGAGGACACUGAGAAGCUAAAACAUGUUCUGACAAAGAAAAUUCAGAAAUUCGAGAAGCAGCCAUGGUUAAAUGAAAGUGGCAGUCAUCCUAUGGAGAAGCUACAGCAAACUGGGAUCAACUGUAUCUCUAACCAUGUAAAUAUGCCCAUUAGUGGAAAUUUUGACUGGGAAAUUGAUGCAAGCUGUUUAAGAUUUGAAAAGCAAAUUGCAUCUGGAUCUGUCAGUGAUUUGUAUAAAGGCACUUACUGUAAUCAAGAUGUGGCUAUCAAAGUCCUUAAGGAUAGUAAUCUGAAUGAAGAUAUACAGAGAGAGUUUUCUCAGGAAGUCUAUAUCCUGAGUAAAAUUCAGCACCAGAAUGUUAUCAAAUUUAUUGGUGCCUGCACAAAACCAAACCUUUAUCUUGUCACAGAAUAUAUGUCUGGUGGAAGUAUGUAUGACUUUCUGCAUAUACAGAAGGUCGUCCUUACUCUUCCAUCUUUGCUCAAAGUAGCCAUUGAUGUUUCCGAAGGAAUGAAUUACUUGCAUCAGAACAAUAUUAUACAUAGAGACCUCAAAGCUGCUAAUCUUUUGAUAGAUGACAGUGGGGUAGUUAAGGUUGCUGAUUUUGGUGUAGCCAGAUUGCAAGAUCAAUCUGGUAUCAUGACUGCAGAAACUGGAACUUACAGGUGGAUGGCUCCUGAGGUUAUUGAACAUAAGCCAUAUAAUCACAAAGCAGAUGUUUUUAGCUUCGGGAUUAUACUUUGGGAGCUGCUCACAGGAAAGCUUCCUUAUGAACAUUUGUCCCCAUUGCAAGCAGCAAUUGGAGUGGUACAGAAGGAUUUGAGGCCUGAAGUUCCAAGAGAUACUCAUCCAAAGAUAGUGGAAUUGCUUCACCAGUGCUGGCACCAAGAUCCAUCUUUAAGACCUGAUUUCUCAGAAAUUCUAAUGUUUCUGCAGCAUAUUACUAAGAUGGUUACAGGGAAGGGGAAGAGGAAGGUUGAAUGCAUGAGAAAGAAUAUUCAUUGACGGCAAUGUGGUGAGAGGCUGAAAGCACAUGAAAAUAUGUGAAAUUU